UUUGGGCCUUAUUUUUUUUUUUUUUUUUUUUUUUGGCCGUACAUGCGGCACGUGGGAUCUUAGUUCCCCGACCAAGGAUUGAACCUGUGACCCUUGCAUUGGAAGCAUGGAGUCUUAAACACUGGACCGCCAGGGAAGUCCCUGGGUCUUAUUCUUUUAAUUACUUUUCUUCCACUUUAUUCUUUAUUCCUUUGAACAGCAGUUUCUUAUUUUAAAAUUUAAUGCAAUUUAAAAAAAACUGUUAACAUCAACACACAUUUUAAAAUUGAGGUGAUACUCAUUCUCCUGUCUCCCCUUUAUGCAUAUCCACACAGAGAGCCCUCUCUCAGUUCAGGCAGCCUCAGCAGCCUCCGCUCCUGUGCCCAAGAGUCCCCAGAACCUUCCUUCCGAGCUGCCUGACUGGGAUCUUGCUGCACAUCCCCACUUUGAAUGCCAUGGGCACACUGUCCUUGGGCUCGGGUUUGUAGCUGGGAGCAAGUCACCAUCUCCUCAGUGCCGUCCUCUGUUUCCUGUUGUUGGUUGCAAUUUCGUUUCCUCUAGAUUUUUCUUGCUUCCUUUGAUUUCAGCCGAGGCAGAGAAGGCUGUGCUUUCCGCCUUCUUUCAGUUUGACUAUUUCCUGGGAAACUUGGCUCUGAGGGCAGGGUCCCUCACUCUCCUGCCCACCUCAGGGUGAUGUGUGCAGGCUGCAUUCUCUCCACUGCCUCGGAACUUUCAGCUCUGCACUCCAUUCUGGGGAUACGUGGUGUGGGUGUUGAAAUACCAAUGCACGUGGUCUCAGGAGCCGGCCCUGAGCACUUCUAGGGAAAAUUCCUGUCCUCUGGCUGGAAGUCUCUGACCCUCCAGCUAGUGUGUGGCCAGGAUGCUGCGUCCACUCGUGGAGGGCCUGGUUGGGCCCUCAGCUCACAGCUCUCACGGCAGAGAGGAGGCAGCAAGAGGAAAUGGUGUGCAGAGUUCCAGGGGCCAAACAAAAUAAAAACAUCUGCAGGCCCCACAUGUGGGCUUUUGGCAGCGUGACCUCUGGUUUCCUUCCAGUCUGCCUACUUUGCAUUGGCAUGGAGGUACUUACAUUUGUUCUGACCUCAAAACUGAAGGGCUGCUUCCUUCUCUCUCCGUUCUGAUGAGAAUGGUGAUGUCAGACCUUUUUUAUUCUUUAAGUUUUUUUUUUUAAGUAAUCAAUUUAUUUAUUUAUUUUUGGCCAUAUUGGGUCUUUGUUGUUGUGUGCAGGCUUUUCUCUAGUUGCAGCAAACAGGGGCUACUCUUCGUUGCAGUGCGUGGGCUUCUCACUGCGGUGGCUUCGCUUGUUGCAGAGCACAGGCUCUAGGCACGCGGGCUUCAGUAGUUGUGGCAUGUGGGCUCAGUAGUUGUGGCUCAUGGACUCUAGAGCACAGGCUCAGUAGUUGUGGCGCAUGGGCUUAGUUGUUCCGUGGCAUGUGGAAUCUUCCCGGACCAGGGCUCGAACCCGUAUCCCCUGCAUUGGCAGGCACAUUCUUAACCACUGCGCCACCAGGGAAGUCCGUCAGACUCUUAUAUUGCUAUUGGAGUCAUUUGGGGAAGUGAAAUUUAUCAGCUAAAUUUGCGCCCCGCCCCACCCCACACAUGAGACCAAAUUCUACUUGGGAUUAAAUGUGCUCCUGGGCAGGUUCCUUCCUCCGUCUGUGGGGCCAUGGCCUUUAGGGUGACUCUUUCUCCCCACUGAGGGUUCCUGUAGCAGACAUCCCACGAAGUGCUUGGCUGUGCCCUGAAAGAGGAUGGGUGACCCUGGCCUGGGCAGGCCGUGGUUUUUGACAGCUGCCUGUCUGAGUAUUCUUAGAAAGUCCCUGAGAAGGCAAACUGGUUUGGCUAGUUGUGAAAGAUUGAAGAAAACUAUCCAUGGACACCCUUCUGCAUGGCUGGCUGGGGCUUCUACCUUUAACUGCUUGUGGUGACUGCAGCCCAAUUCUAACUGCUAGAAGCAAAAAGGAUCAGAAACCACCAGUGGUCUCUGGUUAUGUCUUUGGUACCAAACAAGAUGGCUCAGUUGUGUGAACUUCCACAGUCCCCCAGGCCCAGCCUGCAGCAUGAGCUGCCCUUCAUCUUGGCUCUGUCUUGGCAUAGUCUCAGAAAUGGACAGGCCCCACCGCUUGGAAAGGAGCCCUAGACAGGAAGAGAUGGGAAUCUCUCGGACCCUGUGGGCCAGCAACCCUCCCACACUUCCUGAGCCACCUCCUGCUGCCUGCAGGCCUUUCUCUUGGCCUCUGCCUUCUCCUGGCCCAGAGCUUGCGCUGCAGCCAGAGAAGGUGGCCCAGGAGGAGAGUGCUCACUGCAUCCUCGUGCCUCGGGCCUGGGGAAAUACAGUCUCUGUCAACGGAGCCCCCAACACAUGUUGUCUGCUGGGCCCAUGGGCAUCAGGCAGGUGGGGGUCAAGGAGAUGGACAGACCUGGAGACAGUGCAGGCCAUGGUGCGGAAAUUCCUAGAAAGGCUGUCGCAGCUUGAACAAAUAACCUUUUUAAACUGUCCACGCUCCGAGGAACGGGUCGGUGGUUUUCUAGCGUUUGAGUUUGCGAUAUUUCUGUUUGGUCCCUCCCUGGAAAUAACCAUAGCUCUGCUCACUCCGCUCUGGCCAGUGCGUAGGCAUCGCUGGAGAAUGAACUUUGCCAGUUUGGGGAAAUAAACACUGGUGGAUUUUUUAUUGGUGUUUUGUGUGUGUUUUUGUGGUGUCUUGUUUGCUGCUUAUGGGCUGGUCCACUUCUUACCUGCUCCUCCUUUGCCCUGCAUGGCCUACUUUUGAGUGGACUUUUCAAACCCCAUUUUCAGAAGAUAUACAGCUAUGUCAGAUAGUCAACUGCCCCUAGAAGUCGUGGCCCCCUCGAGGCCACUCUGACCCGGGCUCUGCCCGAGGAGGGUGGCCGGGCCUCGCCGCCACCUCGGAGUGCUCAGUUGUGCGCAGCAGAUGCUCUGGCACCAUGUCUGUGGUCCUGUCAACCGCCCGCCUGGGUUUCUGUGGCCCUGGUCAGCCUGCUGCCCGCUCAUGGGUUGGGUGGGGCCUGCAGAGGACCUGUCCCUCCCUACCUGUCUGCGGUUGCGUGACCUGUACCUGUGGAUACUUGGCUUGGGAAAUGAGGGUCGUAAAACCAACCUUUCUAACACCCAGGAUUCUCUGCACCCCCUACCCCUCAUUUAUCCAGCAAAUGCUCAUCACCCCCUGGCGGAUGGCCUGGCUCUGGGGAGGGCUGGGUUGAGGUCAUCACCCUCAGCUUGAACAGCACGAUUUGCUGCGUGCUUCCCCGCUCUGCCUGCCGGGCAGGAGGCUUUGGACUGUAGGUGGUGAGUAUGGGAGUGGGGCUGGGGUCCCACACUCAACGAGGCGGGCUAAGAGUCAGUUCUGUGUGCACAGCGGCCAUGGAGCCGUGAGCGAGGCCAUGGCCCCAGGAGGACGAGCUGAGCCAGCGUCUCCGGGGAGACUGGAGAGCCCCUCCUGACACCAGUCCUGGCUCCGCACCUGGUGGGAGUGCCGGCUCCUGGCCCCCGUGAGGCCUGGCCCGUGAGCCGCAGCGAGCCUAUCACAGAUGGAGAGGGAAGGCCCGACCCAGGAGCGUGGGGAAGGGACGCACCUUCUCAGAGACCACCCCGCACACUCCUCCCAGCCUCUCGGGGCAGGUCUGGUGCUGUGGUUCCGGCCCAGAGGGGCAGGAGGGCAGUCCCCGGCUUGCCAGGCAAGAGGCUGAGGGCCGGGGGGCUGCCAGGUAUUUGUAUCUGUGACUCGGGAUUAGAGGUUACUGAGGGAUGGACACUUGAAAUGGUGGGUGGGGUGUGUGUGGGGCUGGCCCAGGUGAGGAAAGGGUGAGAACGGGGCUGGAACCACAGGCCGUCUCAGCACAAGCAGCAACUUGGGGGCAGCCCUGUGAGGGUGUCGUUCUAGGAACCAGUUGAGUCUUUCUGGGUGACGAGGUGCCACCUCCCGACUUGACCUCUGGCUUCCUGGAGCAACAUUAGCUUCCUCUGUCCAGAAUGCAGCGUUGCACGCCUACGGAAAAGCAGGGAAGAUGCUGGUGGAGACCAGCAUGAUUGGGCUGAUGCUGGGAACCUGCAUCGCCUUCUACGUUGUGAUUGGCGACUUGGGGUCCAACUUCUUUGCUCGGCUGUUUGGGUUUCAGGUCACGGGCACCUUCCGCAUGCUCCUGCUCUUCGCAGUGUCCCUGUGCAUCGUGCUGCCACUCAGCCUGCAGAGGAACAUGAUGGCCUCCAUCCAGUCCUUCAGCGCCAUGGCCCUCAUCUUCUACACCGUGUUCAUGUUCGUGAUCAUGCUCUCCUCCCUCAAGCACGGCCUCUUUGGUGGGCAGUGGCUGCGGCGAGUCAGCUACAUCCGCUGGGAGGGUGUCUUCCGCUGCAUCCCCAUCUUUGGCAUGUCCUUUGCCUGCCAGUCCCAGGUCCUGCCCACCUAUGACAGCCUGGAUGAGCCAUCAGUGAAAGCCAUGAGCUCCAUCUUCGCCUCCUCCCUCAAUGUGGUCACCACCUUCUAUGUCAUGGUGGGCUUCUUCGGCUAUGUGAGCUUCACCGAGGCCACCGCGGGCAACGUGCUCAUGCAUUUCCCUUCCAACCUGGUGACCGAGAUGAUCCGUGUGGGCUUCAUGAUGUCCGUGGCCGUAGGCUUCCCCAUGAUGAUCCUGCCCUGCAGACAGGCCUUGAACACGCUGCUUUUCGAGCAGCAGCAAAAAGAUGGGACCUUUGCCGCUGGAGGCUACAUGCCGCCCCUGCGGUUUAAAGCCCUCACCCUCUCGGUUGUGUUUGGAACCAUGGUCGGUGGAAUCAUGAUCCCAAAUGUGGAGACAAUCCUGGGCCUCACGGGCGCCACGAUGGGAAGCCUCAUCUGCUUCAUCUGCCCGGCGCUGAUCUACAAGAAGAUCCACAAGAACUCCCUCUCUUCCCAGGUGGUGCUCUGGGUCGGCCUGGGCAUCCUGGUGGUCAGCACACACACCACCCUGUCCGUGAGCCAGGAGGCCCCUGUGGACUUGGCAAAGGAAGCCCCAGGCAGCAGACUUGGAGAGGCUGAGGGCGCGAUGAAGGCAGAGGCAGCCCAGCUCCCAGGUACGCGGCUCCCAGGUACGCGGCUCUCAGGCCAGAAUCCAAUUGUGGACGUGGCCGAGGACAGCCGAGAUAAGCCGAAGCUACCAAAUGAGAAAGAUGAGAUGGAGCAGGCCCAGAUUAAGGGCCCCGUGAAUGUGCCCCCAAGGGAAGGCGCCAAGGAGAAGCAGGAGGAGGCACAGCUGGAUCGCCCUGGUCAAGGAGUUGCGGUACCUCUGGGCGAGGCCCACCGCCAUGAACCCCCAGUCCCUCACGACAAGGUGGUGGUGGACGAAGGUCAAGACCCAGAAGGACUGCAGAAGGAGCAUCCGUCCAAACGUGUGGAUGAAAGGGCCCUGGGGGGCAAGGGUCAGAUGGUGCUACCACUGCUGGAUUCAGAACGAGAGAGACCCAGACAGGACCAGGCUUUGGAGGCAGCGGGUGGUCUUCCUAAAGAUCCCCAGAAGGUUCCAGAAGAAAAUGGUCAGCCAGCCGUUGAGCCCCUGAAGGAGGACCUGGGGCUGGUCGACAGGGGUGCGCAUCCAGGGCCCCAGGCAGUGCUCCCUGAGGAGCAGGACGUCCUGAUGGCAGGUGCAGGGGCCAUAGCAGACGGUGCCCUGCUGCCCGGCCAUGCCGUGGGGGCCAUGGGCAAGCUGGUGGAGAAGAACGAGCACGGUGGGAAGGCUCCCCACCCGGAGGAGAAGCCAGGCCCAGGGGCAGUGCCGCAGGCAGAGCCUCGAGAGCAGAGGACCUUGGAGGGACAGGGCGGGGACCACGCCGGGGACCACGCGGGCAGCAAGCUGGAGGCUGAAAUCAGAAAGAUGGUGGCAGAAGCUGGCCGGGCGGAGAUGCUGGACCAUGCCGUUCUGUUGCAAGUGAUUAAGGAACAGCAGGUGCAGCAGAAGCGCCUCCUGGACCAGCAGGAGAAGCUGCUUGCAGUGAUCGAAGAGCAGCAUAAGGAGAUCCACCAGCAGAGGCAGGACGGCCAGGACGGCGAGGACGCGGACGUGCAGCCUGAGCUGGGGGUGGCCGGGCCCAGAGGUAAGGAGCAGGAGGCCCACGCCGUGGGGAUGGCAGAGCGUCCCCCACCACAGCCUUUGGGAGCUGUGCUCGGUGCUCCUGGGCGUCCCCCCGCUCCUCCCCAGGGGCACAGCCAACACUCUGUGGAGAAGCCCGAGGGGGCCUUGGGUAGAGCCCCAGCUGCGCCUCCUGGCGGCGCUGACCUGCAGCCCCGGGCAGCCCAGGCUGAGCCGAGGGAAGGCCGGCGGGGCGCUGUGCCCGAGGGCGUGGACGCUGGCCUGCAGGAGCGGGUCCCUGUGCUGGACCCUGCCAGGGCACCCGGGAGCCCCGAGCAGCACGGCGCUGGAGGCGUCGCCCGGCAGAGUCGGAAUGUUUUUGGUGGAGGCUCCCACGAAAGGAAGAAAUCUGGAAAGGACGAGGCAGCCGCUGGCACAGACGCUCAGGAGGCAGAUGUGCUGGGGGCGGGGGCAGCAGCUGGGGGCCCUCAGGUAAAGUCCCAGCAAGCAAGCCAAGACCGGGCACCCGGAGGCCUGUCCAGCAGGUCGGGGGGAGCAGCCCCUCGGGCCCAAGCCGUGUUACAUCAGCCGGAACAACAGGCUGUCUCUGCCGGAGGGCAGGGCGGGCAGCAGGGCGGUCAUGAGGAGGCGAGGAAGGAGCACGUGCCCGCUCCCAGGGAGGACGCCGCCAUCCAAGAGCCCGAGCAGAGGCUGGACCCUGAGCUCGGGCCCAAACCAGCCAUGCUGGGGGAUCAGAAGCCAGACAAUGCCAAACCCAACCGGGACCUGAAAGUCCAGGCCGGCUCUGACCUUCGGAGGAGACGGCGGGACGUGGCUCCUCGUGCAGAGGCGGGGCCAGCCCCAAAGGACAGGGUCAUCAUCAGCUUCAACCCCCUGCCUGACGUGCAGGUCAGUGACCUCCGCAGCGCCCUGGAGACCCAGCUGCACCAGGCCGCGGGGGGCGCCCUGCGAGUGGUCCCAGGCCGACAGAUCAAACAGCUGCUCGGGGCCCUGGAGGAGCCCUGAGCCCCGUUAAGGCCACAGUGCUCCCUGUCAGCCGGCGAACCUGGACCACGGUGGGCGCGAAGUCCUGGAAGUCAGGCCCAGGGUGGAGUGUGACAGCUCUCCAGCUGCACCCUGCUUCCAAACCAGCUUUGCCAUCCCUCUCUCCUCUUACACUUCCCGCUGACUCAGCUCCCUGAGGCCACCGGGAGAAAAAGUGGCCUCAAGAAGAAAUAGCCGCUUGCUGAGACCCAGGAAACGUGACUGGCCACCAGCCACACGGCUAUUGUUACCCUGAACUUUCUUUAUUGAUGUUCUCUGUGAGUGUCAUACAAAACCUAAGGAAAUGCUUCUGCCUUCACCCUUCUUCACAGCAAAUGCUGCUUCAAAUCUCAGAGGCUGGGCAGGCCUGUGAGUCCAACUGCUUCUGCCCUAGAGCUCUGCUCUGCAUACUCUGGUCUCCCAGUCGAGUGGUUGUGAGAUUUAAAAAGUAAAACACACCGCUGACGUCUGGUUAGUGCGGUUGGUGUGGAGGUGAAUCACCCAGAGGACCCCGUACCACAGACAUAAGCCAUGACCAUCAAACCCCACAGUGACACGUGCUCGGAGCCUCAGCUGGGUGCCAGACCCGCAGGUGUCGGGGGUGGGAGUACACGGCCAGCAGAGGCUGCUUCUCACUUCUUCCGGGGCAGCUUCUCCCGAGUCUGCACCUCUGGCACCUGCUCAUCUGUUGAGAGGGUUGUGGUUUGAGAGGGUUGUGGUUUCGUGCUGUACUUUGUUCUCAAGGGGCAGAAAGGCCGAUGGUCACGCCCGACCCCUGAGGCUGGUCAGCAGGUGACCCGGCAAGUAUGCCAUGCCGUCCCGCUGCAAGCCCGGGGCCUUCACCUGCUUUGUGCUGUGUGUGCCUCGCUGCCCUCUGGGGCUAGGGGCAGCUCCAGACCCUGCCCCGAGGGGUCCAUGAGUGGGCCACUUGCUGACCACUGGCCAGGGGUGCCCAGGGCAUGUGGCAGCUCCAGCCUCGGCCUCAGGUCACACUCUUCCCCUGCGCCUUCUGAAAUUUCUGUGUCAUCUUGAAGACUAGAAAUGAGUAAUAAAAGGAGUGGAAUCUUC
Orcinus orca (killer whale) is the source of this 8169-nucleotide messenger RNA. It is a transcript of the gene SLC38A10, whose product is annotated as solute carrier family 38 member 10. The record is from RefSeq and is a predicted model, not a curated record. Lineage: Eukaryota; Metazoa; Chordata; Mammalia; Artiodactyla; Delphinidae. Gene Ontology annotation, molecular function: amino acid transmembrane transporter activity. Gene Ontology annotation, biological process: amino acid transmembrane transport. Bases 4024 to 7083 code for a protein of 1019 amino acids. The transcript is spliced from 16 exons.